Molecule: messenger RNA, 5875 nt
Organism: Xyrauchen texanus (razorback sucker)
Lineage: Eukaryota; Metazoa; Chordata; Actinopteri; Cypriniformes; Catostomidae
Gene: nr2c2
Product: nuclear receptor subfamily 2, group C, member 2
Exons: 16
Coding region: 397-2184 (595 amino acids)
Biological process (GO): positive regulation of transcription by RNA polymerase II; anatomical structure development; positive regulation of embryonic development
Molecular function (GO): zinc ion binding; RNA polymerase II cis-regulatory region sequence-specific DNA binding; nuclear receptor activity
Source: RefSeq, a predicted model, not a curated record
CUCGAGAGGAAGGAAGAAAAACUCCCUCACGCUGGCAAACGGGGUCACGAACUAUGACCUUUCACUGGAGUAAAACAAUAACAAAUAAUGUGAAAUAAACCCGACAGCUCACAUCUUCGCGCAUCCGAGUCACAGGUGGAGGGGUGGUUGGCAGAUGCAGUGCUGGUCUUUGUCCAAUCAGACACCACUAAUGACCUUACAUCAGCAUGACAACCAAUAUGGAGGUGCUGGCUCAGCAGAUAUUGACCACUGAGCAGAUUGCAGAGAUCUACACUCCUGCCAGAAGCCUGCGGUUGGCUAAGGAACGUCGCCUAGUUGUACCAACACAAAGAGGCACCAAAACAACUUCCACACGAUCUGCUGAAACCAGCUCAACAUUGACGAUCCAGCUGUUCUAUGCAGUCAUCUCCAUCAGAAAGUUCAGUGAUGAGCUCCUCCCCCCAACGCAUUCAGAUCAUCACUGACCCCACCGUCACAACACCACAGAGAAUACAGAUUGUGACCGAGCCGCAGUCAGGUCAGAAGAUUCAGAUAGUGACCGCUCUAGACUCCAGUGUCCCCAAACAGCAGUUUAUCCUCACAGCACCUGAAGGAAAAGUCCUGCUGGCAUCACCCGACAGCACUAGUGCCAAACAACUCAUCUUUGCCACCGCAGACAGCCUGGUGCCCGGACGAAUUCAGUUUGUGACUGAUGCAGUGUCUGUGGAGAGGCUUCUGGGUAAAGGAGGAGACAUGAGUCGAAGUCAGCCUGUUGAAUACUGUGUGGUGUGUGGAGAUAAAGCUUCAGGGCGGCACUAUGGGGCAGUGAGUUGUGAAGGCUGUAAGGGGUUCUUCAAGCGAAGUGUGCGCAAGAGUCUGACAUACAGCUGUCGGAGUAACCAGGACUGUGUUGUCAACAAACACCAUCGCAACCGCUGUCAGUUUUGCAGACUGAGGAAAUGUCUGGAGAUGGGCAUGAAGAUGGAGUCUGUUCAGAGUGAGAGGAAACCUAUUGAUCUGCCCAGAGAAAAACCUGUGAACUGUGCAGCAUCCACAGAGAAGAUCUACAUUAGGAAAGACCUGCGAAGUCCACUCAUCGCAACACCCACCUUCAUCACUGAGAACGACUCCUCACGGUCUGGGCUGUUGGACUCCGGGAUGCUGGUCAAUAUCCAACAACCCUUUAUACAAGCUGAUGGCACGUUAUUAUUAGCAACAGACAAAACAGAGUCAGCACAGGGUGAUCUAGGGACACUGGCUAAUGUGGUUACGUCACUAGCAAACCUGAACAACUCACUCAAUAAUGGAGACACCUCAGACAGCCAGCUGGAUGAAUCACCCAGUGAAAUCACACGUGCCUUUGACACGCUGGCUAAAGCUCUGAACCCCAGUGAUGUUGCGGAGGGCCAGAGCCUGUCGGAGGUGGGCGGAGCUAUGAUACAGGUGAUCAGCAGAGAUCAAAUCACACCGCUCAUAGAAGUGGAGGGUCCUCUGCUUACAGACACACACGUCAAUUUCAAGUUGACGAUGCCGAGCCCAAUGCCAGAGUUUCUGAAUGUACAUUACAUCUGUGAGUCUGCAUCACGUCUCCUCUUCCUCUCCAUGCAUUGGGCACGCUCUAUCCCAGCAUUCUUUGCUCUUGGGCAGGAGUGUAACACAACUCUAAUCCGUGCGUGCUGGAAUGAGUUGUUUACUCUGGGUUUGGCGCAGUGUGCUCACAUCAUGAGUCUUUCCACUAUCCUCGCAGCCAUCAUCAAUCACCUGCAGUCCAGUAUACAGGACGUAGACAAGUUAUCGAGUGAACGCAUUAAACUGGUUAUGGAGCACAUAUGGAAGUUGCAAGAGUUCUGCAACAGCAUGGCAAAGCUGGAAACAGACGGAUACGAGUAUGCAUACUUAAAAGCCAUCAUCCUCUUCAGUCCAGAUCAUCCAGGUUUGAGCAGCUGUAGCCAGAUAGAGAAGUUCCAGGAAAAAGCACAGAUGGAGCUCCAAGACUAUGUGCAAAAAACAUAUCCUGAUGAUACCUACAGGUUAGCGCGGAUCCUGUUGCGUUUACCAGCGCUGCGGUUGAUGAGCUCCAGUAUAACAGAGGAGCUUUUCUUCACCGGCCUAAUUGGAAAUGUACCAAUUGACAGUAUCAUCCCCUAUAUACUCAAGAUGGAGACUGCAGACUACAACAGCCAAAUCACAGGCCCCUCUGUGUGACCCGUCUCAUUUUCACCUUCAGACUAAAGGACUCGAAUAUAUCACGUUAUUUUGAACCGACAACAAGCUCUACCUCAAGAGGAGCUGCAACAGUGAAAGUCUCUUAGUAUUUGAGUUACCCUAGAAACAUUGUGUUAAGAGAAAUGCAUUAUGGGACUUUGAGUCCCAGUGACAGGCAACAUUAGAUUUGCCUCUAAACAUUAAACAGACAUGGGCCUUUCUUUUGUACAUUUACAUUUAUUCAUUUUAUCCAAAGCGACUUACAAAUGAGGAAUAGAGCAAAAGUGAUUCAUUAUGAGGAGGCAACAACAUUGAAGUGCUGCAAUGCAAAGUUUCAAAUUGUUCCAAGAAUUACAAGUAGGGAGAAAGGUGAAAAACAGUGGUAACAGAAUGGAGUGAGAAUUGGGUAUAUAUAUAUAUAAAGAAAGAUGAAGGUUAGUAAAUGAGUAGUAUUGUGUGCUCACGAAAGAGAUGUGUCUUUACAUGAUUCUUGAAAAUAGUUAGAAAAUCAGCUGCUCAGGUGGAGAUCGGAAGGUCAUUCCACCAGCGAGAAACGUUGGAAGUGAAAGUCUGAGAAAAUGAUGUUGUGCCACUAUGAGAUGACUCCACAAGGUAUAGUUCACCUGCCGAUACCAUGCUUCUGGAGGGCACGUAGACUUGAGGUUGUGAAUGUAGAUAGGGGGCGUGGAACCAGCGGCUGUUCUGUAAGAGAGCAUCAAUGACUUUAACGUGAUGCGACCAACCAUUGACAGUCAGUGCAGUUCAAUGAAGAGGCGCGGCAUGCGCUCUCUUCGGCUCAUUGAUGACCAGUCACAUUGCCACAUUGUGGAUUCAUUGCAGAGGUUUGACUGUACAUGCAGGAAGUCCUGCCAGAACAGCAUUACAGUAGUCCAGUCUAGAUAUGACAAGAGCUUGGACAAGAAGUUGUGUAGUAUGCUCCGAUAGCAAGGUCUGAUCUUCCUAAUGUUGUACAGUGCAAAUUUCCAUGAUCUUGGUGAUUGUGGUCCCUGAAGUUCCAGUGAUUGUCAAACACAACGGCAAGAUUUCUGACUGUCCUGGAUGGUAUAAUUGUUGAAGAGUCAAGCUGAAUGUUGACGUUAUGUUGCAUAGCUGGGCUCACUGGAACAAUGAGAAGUUCUGUCUUUGCUAGGUUGAAUUAGAUGUGGUGUUCUUUCUUAUAUGAAAUGUCUCCCAGGCAGGCUGAGAUCUGUAUAGCAUUCGUAGAAUCGUCAUGUUGGAAUGAGAGGUAGAUUUGUGUGUCAUCGGCAUAGCAAUGCAAAAUGUCAAAUGUAUAUAUGGAGAAAAUGAGAGGCCCAAGCACUGAACCUUGAGGUACCCCAGUGGCUAGUUGGUAAGACCUGGAUAUGGCUCCCCUCCAAGACACCCUAAAGGACUACCUGUGAGGUAAGACCGGUGAAGUGAAGACCAGUGGAGUGCUGUUCCUUUAAUACCCAUUGUCAAGGGGGUGGAUGUAGGAUCUGUUGGCAAACCGUAUCGAAAGCAGCUGACAGAGAAUGAGGACAGUUAUUUUUAAUGCUGCUCUAGCCAGUCUCAGAGCUUCAGUAACUGAGUUGAGCAGCAACAUUGACAGCUAUGAUUCUUUGUUGCUUAAGAUGUGAUCUCUGAUAAUAUCAAGAGUUUUGCUCGUGAAUCUCACAAAAACAUGUUCAGGUCAUAUUUUACCCCAAAAUCAAAAGAGAAAAAUAAGCAAUUACAUUUUGCAUAAAUAAAAGGAAGCCUAUUUUUAGGACAAUUCAAAUUUCUUGACAGUAUCGUCCUCAAAUACUAUGGUAUAUGAAUAUAUAUAUAAAUAAAUAAAAAUACUUCGGUUUAAAAAAUAUAAUUUUAUUUGGCAUUACUGUAAUGAAGAAUGGAUUUAUAUUAUUUAUUUAUUUAUUUUAAUGCAAAAAUCUUCAUGAUCCAAAAAAACAUGCAUCAUUUUGCAAAUAAAAUAAUACAAGUAAUAUGAUAAUGAUAUUCACCCAAAACAAAAUGUGCUGCAUUAGUCUCCCUCUGAAGUACUGUUUAACCUCAAUCUGUGGUUGUCAAGCUAUAAUUUAUUAAGACAUGUCAGAUAUGAAAAGGGUCUUUCAUAUGACCUUAGCGGGUCUGUUUAGAUGCUUCUUUUUGUCCUGAUUUGGGAUGAGAGUGUGGUGUGCCACAGCUCAUUAUUAUUGUGUAUGUACUGUAUCACCUCUGCUGUUAUGACAAUCCCCUUACAGUAUAACGCUGCGCUUAUCCUCCUUCAAAUCCUCUUCUGUGUAUUUCAUUGAGUCUAACUCAAAAGUCAUCAAAAAUCAUCAGUUAGUAAAUGACAUUAAUUAUAGGAAAUAUUUCAAAUUUGUCUAUAGUAUUUGGAAUUUUUUAGAUGAAAUAUAUCCACAACAGGGCAAUUCAAUGCAGUUACCUUACUAUAAAAAAAAACAUUAUUUGCAAAUAGAUCAUUUGUAAGACACUUAAAGGGAAUUUUGUCAUCUUUGCAAAUCAAUGUAAUGUAAGUAUUGACAUGCACUUAUUUUACAUGGUUUUUGAAUCUGAAAUGUGUGUGUGUGUGUGAAAUUAUGACCUUGAAAGGAAACUUCCAGUCCAUUUUAUGUUUCACACUUCACCUUUAACUAUUCUUGGUUAACUACAAAUGAAGUCAGUGUAUUUUUACAUUUGAGGAGUGCAGAAGCAUUUGCAGACUCUUCUACUCAUUUCAGUUGGAUUUGAAUUGGUAAUCACCACCACCAACUGUGCAAUUGAACUCAGAAUAACACCUAAAAUAUGUCCAAAAUGUGCCUCAUAUAUUUGAAAACAUACAAAGCAAUUCACAACAGUUGUUUUGCAUUUGCAUACAUAGAUUUAUUCAGUGAGAGUAUUUCUGACUGAACUCUGAAACACUUUGAGUCCAAAUCAUGUUUAUAAUUUCCGUCUCUUGUACAUCUUGACAGAAUUAUUGUAAUGACCUUUACCAUUGUUGUAUAUAGUAGUUUGAGUUCAAACAUGAAUGAUAAUGGACUGUUGUUGAAACGAUUGUGAUUAUAAACAAUCAGCAUACAUAUGUUGGCAUUAAUAUUUAACAGUCUCAAAUUAAACCGCAUAUAAAUUGCUUAAAUAAUUUCAUAGUUUCUGGAUUGAUCAUUGAAAAGUGAAGGUUAAAAGUCAUCCCUUCUUGCUCUUAUUGAUUAUGGCCAAAACAUUUAAUAUUCUCUUUUUUAAAUGGUGUAUUAAAAUGUGUAUUAUAUGAUGCUUAAUGUUUUUUUUUUAUUAUUAUUUGAAUCUGUCAAAGACUGUUUUUAUAGAUGUUGUAAUAUCAUGUGACAUUUGUAGACGUGUACUAUCAUUACUAUGACUGCAUAUAUUCUUAUUUCCCCCAUUUUCCCUAACCUAUGAGACGAUAAGAAAUUUGUGCAUGAAGUAGGUUAUGCAUUUUAUUAAAUGCUAUACAGAUGUGGAUUUUAAAUAUUGUGGAUUGAGGAAAAAAUAUGUAUAUAUAUAUAUACACAAAUAUACACACACAUAUGUAUACACUAUGUGUGUAUAUACGAUAUUGCGAGACCAGACCAAGGCAAAAAAAGAAUAACAUUUGUAGUAAUGAACUUGUUUGUAUAUCUUGUGGAGCAAGGAAUGACCUCAUUGUCUUUUCAGUGAAAGCCUUCUUUGUUUUGUUGUGCAUAUUUGAAAUAUAUUAUUCAAAUCAAUGAAAGAA